AUGAGGUUACUCCUUUUCGCUGUGUUUCUUUGUGCAUGGGCGAAGAAACGUCAUCAUAGCAGUGAAGAGGAGGAGGAAAGCACUUCAUCUCCAGGAGAAAAGAUCGUGGAUCGUUUGGCUGUGAACUUGGCAGGAGCAUUUGUGAAAUCCAUGUUUCCUGAGAUGGAUCGAGUCGAAAAGAAGAGCACCGACGUUAGUUUUCAUUGCUUUUCUUUGAGCACUUUACCGUUCACAAGUGUAUAAUU
Cylicostephanus goldi is the source of this 245-nucleotide messenger RNA. The record is from the annotation of a GenBank genome assembly. NCBI's taxonomy places the organism in Eukaryota, Metazoa, Nematoda, Chromadorea, Rhabditida, Strongylidae.